UUGUCAUCGUGCCGUGUGAUUAAUGCAAAGCUAGUAAAAUUGUGUAUUUUGUGUUGGAAAUUCGAACAUUUAUCGAAUUUUCCAUGUUUCCAAAACCAAUUUAGUGGCCAAUUUUCAACAAUUCAUAAAAAAAUUGGCGUGUGAAUUAAAGCAAAAUGAGAAAAACGUGUUUUAUAAAAGUGCACUUGUAGACCUAUCGACUCCGGUGGCGAGGUUUUGAGAAUCAGGUGAAUAGUGUGCGUGUGUUCGCAGCACCCUUCCAAACAAGGCAACACUGCCACCAUAAAACUCCCGAACGGCACGCGAGGCAAGAAAACUUCAUUUUUUCACAACCCAAAAGUGACAGACGGAAAACAACAAUGGACGUCGUGGUGAAGCAACUUUAAUCCCUGGUGGAUAACUUUGUGUAAAUCCCGUGUACGAGCCUAGUUUGAAAUCUCAUUAAUAAAAAAUCGAUACAAUACAGUGCCCCAAAGUCAAUAUGGAUUUCGAAGACGAUUCCUCUAAAUCGAGGGAACCGUCGUGUACCCCACCGCUGCCAACGACGGACUUGACGCCUAUCGAAAUUAUGAAAUUUGCUACCAGCGGCACAGACUUGGCCACACCGGAAAGGAUUCCCGCUGUUGUCGGAACCGUACCUGACGGCACGCUCCAGCAGGAUCAGGAUAUGGCUAGCGAACUAACCGACGAGAAAUACGUGUCCGCAACGAGGGAAAAAACUGCAGAGACAGACAAAAAUGGCGAUCCAAGUGCUGUGGAGAAAAACGAUUCGAAGGGGGCGAAGCUGUCAGCGAAAGUAGCAGAAGAAACAUCUUCAUCACGGCUUCCGUCCAAGAAAGAGGAAAACGCAAAUGGCCCAAAUCCAUCCGCAGGGAAGCAUGACAAAUCUAGAACACCGUCGUCACCGCCCAUGAAGAAAAGAAAAACGGACGCCAAAGAUGGUGGAAAAUCUAAAAGCAGCAAGAAAAAGGAUAAAGACAAAUCCACCGAACCAGAAAAGUCCAAGGACAAGGAAAAGGAGAAAAGUAGAAAACGCAAAAACAAGAAUCGCGAGAAAGACCGUUCCAAAAGUAGAGGAAGGUCGAGAGAGCGUGCAAAAUCCCGUGACAAAGAGAAAAAACGACGGUCCAAGAGCGUCGACAAGCGCAGCCGUAGCCGAAAGAGUAGCUCGCCCCGUCCAGAUCGGAAAAAGCGAAACGCGAGUCGGAGUAAAUCGGAAUUUGCCAGAUCUAAAAGCAUUGCCAGUGGUAGAAAAAAAGAGGACAAAAUGAAAAGGAAAUCACGAUCCCGGGAAAGAGGAAAGUCGGUCAUGGUGAAAGAUAGACGCUUUGGCAGCAGUAAGGAGCGGUCCGGUGAAGGUUCCGCUAAGCAGAGUUUUAUUGCUAUGAAGAAACGCCCGGAGAGAUCGCCGGUAUUACUCGCUCCCGUGAAAUACACCUCUAGUACACCAGUUAUUAGUUGGCGAGAACGAAUUGUGAAUAAAAUUCAAACCACAACACAACCAGCUCGGCAAAUCCCGGUAACUCCCGCUAUUGCCGCGUUACAAGCGUACGAUGAUGACGAUGAAAAUUCUUUGCAGAGCAUCGACGAGCGAAGCUCCAAAACGAAGCGAGAUGCAACUGGUGAUAAAAUCGUUGACAAGAAAAACGAAACCGAUUCGAAGCGAAAGAAAAAAAUCAGAAGUAAAAGUGUGGCGAAAAAAGCCAAGAAAAGUGGAUCUCUAAAGAAGAAAUCCAAAGAUAAACGCAAGGAACAAACUAAACGAAAGCGAUCGCCAAAGGACAAAAAGAAAGAAAAAAAUGUCGUCACAAAUAAGCAUGUAGUUUCUGAACCGAAGUUUGUCGUGGAUCCUCUCAUGUCCUCCGGAGAUUCGGAUACUGAUCUGGGAACAUCGUUGCAUGACGAGGACGAGGAAGCACCAGAAAUGCUUGUAAAACGAAUAAAACUUGAAAAAGUGGACGAAACUGAUCAACUGCAGUUUGGUCAAAUUCAAAUAGACUACAGUAUCGUAAAGCAAGAACCACUAACCGAUGAGGAGAAGGAGAAAGUCACCGAGGAUCUCCCCGUACCUGAACCCGUGCCACCUCCUGAAGCCGUGCCGAAGCCAGUGCUUCCAGAGCUGGAACUACCUUCGGUAGAUUCGAAGGAAGCUACACCUAUGAAACCGAAAUUCAAUUGUUCCUUUUUGGACGACCUAAAUAGUGGGAAGAAAUUGCCGCCCGGUUCGUUAAAUGCUUUGCAAAAAGCAGAGCUAGAGGAUCGGAACCGAAAAGAAACAGAUUCCCCGGAUACCGAUGACUAUGCUUCCAAUUGGGAAAAUGAUGAGUUGAGUCCUCUGGUGACAGCCGCGAAAGCACCUGUUGAGACACCGAAACCGAUGGAAAAAAGCAGUGAAGAAAUCCAUAAACGAAACAGACUUAUUCCGAAAAGUACUCAUGAACAAAUUAUCCCACUGGACGAUCUGCUGAACAUUCAAAGUCAGUUACAAUCGAUGAAAAACAAACUGGAAAGUGUUGGUCAGUUGGAAGGAAUUACUCCGUUAGUGAAAAAAAUAGAACUUCCUCCAGUUAUGCUUGACGAUUCCAGUAAACCAUUACUCGACGAGUUCCCGAAUUGUGUUGCAAAAGAUGCUACGGAUGUUGUUGGCAUUCCGUUGAAUCCAAAACUAACGAAAAAACGAAGAAGUUCGUCUAGCACAACCACCAGCACAAGUUCCACUUCCGAUAGUUCUAGUUCGAGCUCCGAUUCCAGUUCUUCUAGUUCAUCAUCCAGUUCAAGCUCUAGCUCAUCGGAUUCGGAUUCAACUGACAGUUCAGACGACGAGAAGCAAAAGAAAAAGAAAACACUCGUCAAACGGAAGAAAUCACUCCUAAAACCGAUCAUCUCCGUGGAAGACAUCGAACAGCUUGCCAGUGAGUUAGUUGAACCGGAUGAUAUGCUGGAGGAAGAAGAGCUGAACAAAAUUGAACCAGCUGUGUUGCCUGAAGCGCCGCUCAUUCUACCUCAGCUGGUCAUUCCCGAGCAUUUACUACCGAAACCGAGAAGCGUUGCGAGUGCAUCAUCCAAAAUAUACAGUAUCAAAGAUGACUCGUUAAGUGAAACCAACACCAGCCACGAAUCGUUGAUCGCUGCCAGUAAGCCACUCAGUCUCGAGCGGGAAUCACCGAUUAAGCUAAGGCUUUUACCGAAGAAUAAGAUCGUACCAGCGGUGACUACGUCUGCUCUGCUAGGUCCAGAAGACGAUGAGGAAAGCGAAAAUCAGAAUGUCGAAAGUAAAGAAACACCAACAAAAGUUGACAUUCCAGAACCCGCUGAACCACCCACAGAGAAAACCAGUGAAGACGCACGUGAAACAAAGCGCCACAAAGAACGAAAAUCAAAUGAGCGAAGUCCUAGGAGAGCCCGUGACCAGAGCAAGCGUCGAUCCAAAGAGCGUCGUAGUCACAGCAAAUCAAGAGAUGGUAGUAGCCCUAGCAGAAAACGCCACUCAUCGGACCGAGAACGUGAUCGUAGCAGGAAAGAUCGGUUGCGAAGUCCACCGAUGCGACGGCUAAGAAGUCCUGCUCCAAUGCGCCGUAGGCGGUCGCGUUCUCGAUCGAGAAGCCUGAGCCCUACACUUUUGCGAAGGCCUCCAAGUCCACCGGGCGAUCGCAGCCCCAGAAGUCGUCGAUAUUCGGCAGACCGUGAAUGGCGUCGAUCAAGAUCACCCUACUAUCAGCGCCCUCCUUCGCCAAAGGAGAAACCUCCCAGUGAGAACCAAAUCGAUGUUGUUACCAGCACCGGUGGUGGUAGCAGUGGUGUGUUCGCUACAGCCAACGACCAGUCUCCCGUUACCGGGUACAAGAAAAGUCUUGCCGAUUCCACAAUCAGCGAUGCCGAUCUGGAAAUUCAGAAGCGCAAACCGCAACCCUUCAGCGAAAGUUCCGCUUACAACAAUGUUUACUCAAAAACCUAUGGUUUCUACGGUCCUGAGGACAUGGUGCUAGAGGGACCUGAAGGUGGCGAUUCGCCGAAGCGAAUACCACUGGACGAUCGAAUAAACAUUGUUUUGGGUAUCAACGGAAUCGAAGCACCGAAAAGGCCGCCAGACAUUGUGCCGGCACCUGGUGCAAGUCACUACGGCGAAUAUCAGCCGAUCCAACCCCUGCACCAUGACAUGCAACAACCACCACCACCACAACAACAUUUUUCACCACAUCAGCAGUUUCCCGGUCCAAUCAAUGGCCCGCGACCGAUCAUGCACCCAUCUACUCAGCAGCCUCCACCACAGCCGCAUCAAUUUCCGCAUAAUUAUCCACCAGACUUUCAUGCUGCACCACCAGGACAACCUCCACCACAGGCACCUCCCAACGCAUAUGCGUACGGAGCAAGUCCCCGUCCUCAGUUCUUCUCUAGUCCACGCAUUCCUCAACCAGGCUGGCUACGACCUCCUCACGGACAAGUUAUCCAGCCUGGCGUUCUCCAUCCGCAAAUAUUCCCGAACAACAUGUACCACCAAAGUCCCAACAUUCAGGUUCCUCCUCCUCCACUACCAGUUGAUCCCACGAAAACCCAUGUCGUGCAGGUAGGCAACGUGCUGGAAAUUGUCCCAACGGCCGUUCCGCCACCAACGCCAAGCAGUGUCAAUCAACAGCUAAAAACCACUUCCCCUGUGAUCAUGGUUGAACCAACAACGCCGUUUAUGCAACAGACCUCACCGUCGGAGACUCCCAACCUUCUGACGCCGAAGAUUCUCACCGCGGAAGAGCUGAAACUUCGGCACGAGCGUCGGUUAGAGCUGAAGAAGAAAAUCCGCAUCGAGCGCGAGAAGAAACGCAUGGAGAAAAAAAUGCGCAAGGAAAAGCUCAAACUUGAAGUCAAACGUCUGUUGGCCGAAACAUGUGCAACGGCGGCAAACAGUUCUUCGGAGGAAGAGGAAUUCGAUGCCAACAAACAUCAGGAGUUGCUUGCUUCGCUUAGUAAGGGCUACGAUCGGAGCAUACUGCGAACGAAAACUGGAUCAUGUGUUGCCAGGAAAAAAGUUCUGUUCGCGGAUGGAGUUGCACCUGGCGAUGAAUCGUCUUCGUCGGGAGCGGAAGUCCUCCGUUCACCUGCCAAAAUUACUGCUUCCAAAACGCGUAAAAAAUUACGACGAAAACGGACGCUUAAAGCGACUGGAAGAAAACGCCUAAUCGAUAGGCUUAAACUAGCGGAUCUCAACCUCGAGGAGAAUGAACGUGUCGAUCCAGAGUUGGAAAACAUGCCAGCCCCGCCGCCUCCACCGGGCUCUCCACCUCCGGAACUGAUGCAACCACGCUGCAUCAAUCCGCCGCCGGUGCAAAUGAUAGAUUUCAGCGAUGCACCUCCGAUGCUGCCCUUUCGUGGUGCCGGAAGCAGUUCUACACCUUCGAAUACGCCUGCUUCUAACGGUUCUAGUAUGUCAGCUUCUCCGUUUGUUCCGGCAACACCACCACCGAAUGCGGGCAAUAAUUCUGCUACUAAUUCAAAUCACAAUAUAAACGUGGGGCACAGUACGGCUCCCCCAUCGUCGGCGAGUGGUACCGUUCCGGGUUGGAAUCGAGGCCCAUCGGGAUCAUCGAAUGUGUCAUCGCACGUUCGAUCCCAUCAUCAUAGUCAUCACUAUCAUCACUCGCACAGUCAGCACCACACACCGCCACCUCAAUCACAGCAGUCUGGGCAAGGACCUAAAAAGUCCCGCCGGGACGGCUAUCGAAGCAGCCAACAUCCGCCGGAACCGCCUCAUGCAAUCGAAGCAAUCGGCACUUCAAUGCGACACUCGUCAUCGUACGAUUCAAGUUCUCAUUGAUGAGCAAAUCUUGGUAAUUGUAAGUACGGAGCGUGUAUCAUUUCCCUCUGAGGAGUUUUUUUUCCUGUUUGUCGAAAAACGAAUCGCACGAAGUCUCGUUUCAGGAAAAAAAAUUGAUGAGUUCAGAACAGCGUUAAUUUAGAAUAAUUAAAUCUAAGAAUAAUUCUAUGCUGUAUUUUACCUGCGGGAUUAAUUACAGCGCCAAGUUUCAGUGAACCUUGAACAUAAAAUGACGUAGAAGCCUGCAAUUCUAUUAUAAUUUGAAACAUAGAAAAACAGCGUAGCGUUUUAUGAUAAGUUCGUAGAUAUGAUUUGAUCGAGAAUUUUACUAUAUUUUAGGCAUUAUCCGAUUGUGUUGAGUAUGCUUACAGGAUAGUAAUAUAAUUCGUAUAUGAGGUAAUAAAAAUGUUAUCUUCUG
Messenger RNA from Malaya genurostris, 6224 nucleotides. RefSeq names its product microtubule-associated protein futsch-like. NCBI's taxonomy places the organism in Eukaryota, Metazoa, Arthropoda, Insecta, Diptera, Culicidae. The record is from RefSeq and is a predicted model, not a curated record. The transcript has 5 exons. The coding region runs from base 482 to 5806 and encodes 1774 amino acids.